Messenger RNA from Nicrophorus vespilloides, 1780 nucleotides. Its product is annotated as calcitonin gene-related peptide type 1 receptor-like. Gene Ontology annotation, molecular function: peptide hormone binding; G protein-coupled peptide receptor activity. Gene Ontology annotation, cellular component: plasma membrane. The transcript has 8 exons. Gene Ontology annotation, biological process: cell surface receptor signaling pathway; adenylate cyclase-modulating G protein-coupled receptor signaling pathway. Lineage: Eukaryota; Metazoa; Arthropoda; Insecta; Coleoptera; Silphidae. The coding region runs from base 231 to 1739 and encodes 502 amino acids. The record is from RefSeq and is a predicted model, not a curated record.
UUAGAUCAAAGCUUUAAACAUUAUGUCAAAGAUGGAGCACUGUCAAAAAAAGAAAUCAUAAAUCGAAAAGAGCCUUAAGACGACCAAAUUUCGAGAAUUCCAUUAUCGGAAGAUAACAGAUUUAUCUGAUAAGUAGAAAUUACUUUAUUCGAGGUUCGUGUUAUCUAUCUUGCAAUUCAUUCUGAAUUAAUAACAUAGGUAGUGCGGUAUCAACUGUGCCGAGCAAUGCAAUGCGCCACCAAUUGGCAUUGUUGUUAACAAUUCUUGUGCAGUUUUCACACUCUCAGGAUGAAAAGAGGUGUUUAUUGCGGUUUUUUCCUAUCGCCCCUGCAGAGGACUACAAGUUUGCGACAGGCGACACUUGCUUCUUUAUGUCCAGCCCGUUUUGGUUGAAUAUACCUGCAAUCAAAAGACGUACCCUCGUCAAGAUCAUUGACGGAAAGCAGUUUCCUAUUAGCUAUACUAUUGAUCCAGAUGGAAGAGAAGUUUUUUUCGAUUACGAAAACCAAACAGCUUUAGAACAUAUUCAAACGCUGUAUCUACAAGAAGCUUAUUUCAAGAAAUGGUACGAUUGCGCAAACGCCGCCAUGGAUUGCUGCCUCAAUCAUUUAACAGAAGAAAACAUGCAACCAGAUGAAGAUCAUCCUUGUCCAGCUCUCUGGGAUGGAUACACUUGCUACGGAAAAACUAAAGCUGGAACUACAGUAUACAAUCUUUGUCCAUCCUAUAUAAGAACAGCAGAUGACUUAAUAUGCAAUUUAGAAAGCGAAAAGUAUUGCCUAACAGAUGGAUGGAAUCAAGUGACUAACUACAAUACUUGCGUGGAUGCCCCCAUCUACAGGAAACGAAAUGGGUUCCAUUUGAUCUGUCUCUACGUGUCUGUUGCUGUAAUCUUUCCAGCAAUACUAAUUUAUUUAUCCUUCCCCAAGUUGAAAAUCCUCAGGAUCGCGUUACACAGAAACCUUUUGAUUGCCAUUUUCAUUAAGAAUGUCUUGGUGAUUCUGUCCAAAAACUUGAUCAUUUUAGACGCUUUGGAAGGUGACAAAGGUAAUAAACUUAUGAUCAGCAAUAGCAUAGGUUGCAGAGUUUUGGCCUUCUUUGAAAAUCUAUCGAAAAAUCUGAUUUUCACCUGCAUGUCUGCGGAUGCCUUCUAUUUGCACAAACUUAUUGUAAGACCUUUUGCCACCGAUCCUAAUAUACUUAUCUUCUAUAGUAUAGUUGUUGUAUUUUCAGCGUUACCAUCUUUGAUCUGGGCUGGUCUCAUGGGCGCUCGUGAAAUGGAAAACUGUUGGAUGGUAGACACAGAGACUUGGUACAUUUGGAUCACUGAUGGUUACAAAUACGCAAUGCUCAUCAUCAAUGCUAUACUUCUAGUGGAUAUCAUUCGAGUUUUGCUCACAAAGUUAGGGAAAGGCGGAAACAAGAAGCAAACCAGAUCCGCUCUGAAAGCCACUAUAAUCCUGUUACCGCUCUUCGGAAUUCCGCUGUUGAUCACCUCGCAAAGAGAUCUCUUCGAUAGCAGAGAUUGCACUAAAAGCGACAUCUAUUAUUACAUAACAUACGCGAUCGAAGCGGCCCAGGGAAUCCUUCUAGCUGUAUUCUUUUGCUACCUAAACCAAGACGUACACAAAGAAAUUGCGAAUUUCUACAGAAAAUUAGAUACGAAAUUCCGUCAACGUUUCGGAUAUUCAGAGAGAAUGCGCCGAUCGACAGCUUGCACUAAAUCCACAAAAUAUUAAUUUAGUCUACUUACAAUUUUUUUAUAUACAAUUUUAUAAAU